GUGCAUGCUGGAUGAUUUGUGCAGCCGAUAGGAACGAGGUGCAGACUUCUUUUUUGCUUGCACAACGAUACAAGGUACAUACAACACAACAUACGUACAACAAUAAAUCGUAUCCUACACAUACCCGACCCUCAUGAUUGAUUGAGUGACUGAUCCGUUAAUUCUGCAGGACACUCUCAUUGAUGCGCUAUGCUGUCACUCCCUUCCCUCAGUUUCGGUGGGCACAUGGCCAUGGACGAGAAGAGUGUCGUCGGAGGCGACAGCCAGGGUGAACAUAUCAUGUCCAAGGAGGACCUCGCAGACACUCACAUCAUCGGACAAGUACAUACGCAGACAGACAUUGUCAAGCAGACAGGCAGACAGCAAAGAAACAGACAGACAGACAGACAGACAAUCGAAGAAACAGACAGUCACUUGGUCACGUACGCUUGGUGUCUCUGGCCACGUGUGCAGGUUGACCACAAGUUUGUAUGCUGCUUCGCUGCCUCGAUGCAGUCCAUCGCCCUGGUGGACCAACACGCAUGCGGUAAGGACAAAAGUCGCUCGGUCAAUCAUUCUGUCUCUUGCCUCAUCCGUGGCCGUUUCGUUGUUUGGCGAAUGUGGAGGUGAGCGAAUUGAGUUGGAGAAGAUCUUCGAGGCCCUUGCAGCGGGCUGCCACGACGACAAGCUGCUGUCGACGGCUGUUCUCUCGCCCGCAGCCCGUGUGCUACUCACGCCAGGACAGCACGCCGCACUCGUCAAAUAUCAAACACUCGUACGUCUAUCGCUCCACACCACAUUCUGUCGUGUGUGGCUGGAUGGAUGGAUGGAUGCAGGUGAGCAAGUGGCGUUUCCAUGUCGAUGUCUCGUCAGCUGCCAUGGCUCCCGACGGAUCCAUCCGCGUCAAAGGUCAGUCAGUCCAGGCAUGAGUUCAUGACAUGAAUGAAGGCGUUGCAUUGCGCUGCAUCAGUCCACUCUGUUCCAAAAGUGGCAUCGUAUCAAGCAGCGCCCGAGGAACUUCCCUUCUUCCUACAGUAUCGCACACACCCACAUCACACAGACAGAGAGAGACAAGUGGACAGACAGACAGACGCACAACAAACGCAUCUCUGUUUCUCCUCAUGUGUUUGUCCAUGUGAUCAGGUACUUGGAGACACAAAAGGAGGUGCAUUUCCCCUUCCCCGUCCCACACAACUGUCGCAAGCAGCUCGUGUACCAAGCGUGUCGUCGAGCCAUCAAGUUCGGCGACCCCCUCACCGACCUGCAACAGGCCGACCUCCUCACACGCAUCAAGCAAUGCAAAUAUCCAUUCCAGGUCGCACCCAUUGCACAGAGACGCCAGCCCUCACAUGCAUGUGUGUCUUGUGGUGUAGUGUGCGCAUGGGCGGCCGACUGUGUAUCCAUUGUUCACGCUGGAUGGCCCUGAUGCCUGUGCUGGCGACAGCAGACACGAAGACAGUGAGGGCAAGUCGGCCGGAUGGGAGAGAGAGCUGGGGCCCAUCGACUGAAAAUAUGUCAGCGCGCACAAAUCGUCCGUUAUGCAUGUGAAUGAUGUGUUGAGGCAAAGACGGCUUGGUGUGCGCGCACGUGACUUUCUGCACAUUAGCGAAACGGUUGUGCUGCAUCGUGUACAAGAGCUGGCAUUGCCGACUGUGG
Molecule: messenger RNA, 1635 nt
Organism: Vitrella brassicaformis
Lineage: Eukaryota; Vitrellaceae
Source: the annotation of a GenBank genome assembly